AUGGACAGGCACAAAGUGAAGCGCCAGAGGCUGGACCGCAUUUGCGAAGGUAUAAGGCCUCCUAUUGGUAAUGGUCCAAUGCCAGCUCGUCCAUUGGUUGCCCUCCUUGAUGGCAGGGAUUGCACUGUAGAAAUGCCUAUCCUGAAAGAUGUUGCCACAGUAGCUUUCUGUGAUGCACAAUCAACUCAGGAAAUCCAUGAAAAGGUUCUAAAUGAAGCUGUUGGGGCUCUGAUGUACCACACCAUUACCUUGUCGCGCCAGGACCUGGAGAAGUUCAAAGCUCUCCGGGUCAUUGUGCGAAUUGGCAGUGGCUAUGACAAUGUGGAUAUCAAGUCAGCUGCAGAAUUAGGCAUUGCGGUAUGCAAUAUCCCUUCAUCUUCUGUAGAAGAAACAGCUGAUUCUACCCUCUGUCAUAUCCUGAACCUUUAUCGUCGGGUUACAUGGCUUCACCAAGCCAUGCGGGAAGGAAACAGAGCCUCGAGUAUGGAGCAAAUCAGAGAGGUGGCUGGUGGUGCUGUACGUAUCCGUGGUGAGACCUUGGGCAUCAUUGGCCUUGGCCGAAUUGGGCAAGCAGUUGCCUUACGUGCAAAACCCUUCGGUUUCAACGUUAUUUUUUAUGAUCCUUAUUUGCCUGAUGGAGUGGAACGUUCCUUGGGAUUACAGCGGAUGGCCACCUUGCAAGACCUCCUAAUGCAUAGUGAUUGCAUCACAUUGCACUGUAGUCUAAAUGAGCAUAAUCAUCAUCUCAUCAAUGACUUCACCAUUAAACAGAUGCGUCAGGGCUGCUUUCUAGUGAAUACGGCGCGUGGAGGUCUGAUUGAAGAGAAGGCCCUGGCUCAAGCCCUAAAGGAAGGGAGGAUCAGAGGGGCUGCUCUUGAUGUGCAUGAGUCAGAACCUUUCAGUUUUGCUAAUGGGCCCCUAAAAGAUGCUCCCAAUGUGAUUUGUACUCCUCACACAGCCUGGUACAGUGAACAGGCUUCUAUUGAGUCAAGAGAGGAUGCGGCUAAGGAGAUCCGAAGAGCCAUCACAGGUCACAUACCUGAUGGUUUGAGGAACUGUGUUAACAAGGAAUACUUGCUUUUAGCGGCUCAGUGGUCUGGCAUUGAUCCUGCAGCUGUACAUUCAGAGCUUAAUGGAGCUACAGCUUACAGGUUUCCUCCAGGAGUAGUAGGAGUAGCCACCUCUGGGCUACAGGAGCCACCAGUUGAGGGAAUUGUAGCUCACAGCAUUCCCUCUGUGUCUCACUCUGCACCACACACUCCUUCUCCAGGAGAGUCAAGCAAAUUGGAGCCAGACAGAGAAAUCUCCUCUGACCAGUAGCACCUCUCUUGUCUUAUUCAGCCCUUAACAUAAAACAGGGAAAGUCUCCUGUUUUUAGGACAUAUUGUGACACCCCCUCCUCUCCUGGACUGCUUCCUCAAUGGACAGGAGAAUGCAUUUCAUUAUUGGCAAAUUCUAGCUUUUGCCUUUAAACAGGUAUUUUUAUAAUGAAUUUAGUUUAAAUCUCUUGGUGAAUCUUUUUCUUUACCUGGGGCAAUGAAGUAGUGAUUUUUCAUUGUUUUGAUAAUGCUUAGUUUUAACACGCAAAUUCGUAUGCCCCUGCCUCCCGUGUAUGAUAUAGAGGAAAACAGUACCAAACUGAACAGUACCUGGAUGAACACAUGAAUUCCAGUGAUUUCUAUGACUGGUGUGUUUUUUUUUAAUGUGAUUUCUUAGGUUGAGUUAUCAGUUAUGUCUCAGGUACAAGUAAUAAAGACACUGUAUUGGGAUCGGGUGGGGGGAAGCGGUGCAUCUGGAUUGCUUGAUAGAAAGUAGAGUCCUUGCUCAAUUGUGAGCACUUAACUGCUUCAGUCCUUCCUGCUUGCAUUAGCCCGAUGUGGUUGUUGAAUGAUUUGUUCCCGGGGCUCUGGAUAAAUAAUUAAAAAACACAAGAGUAGAUGUGGAAUGCUACCUGGAAUUUGUACGUAAAACAUUUACAGAAAAUCAGUUGGAUUGUUUUAAUAGUUAAGUUGCUUGGCGGGUUACGGGAAGGAAGAUGGUUGAAUUGAGAUUUUGAGCCCAGCUCAGGGAAUGAGGACUCAGCUCCACACAGGAAAGUAGGAGGAAUUUCAGAGCUCAAGACUUCAUGUUACGGGAUGUCUGCGUACAAACAGUGCAAAUUUUACAGCAACAAAAAAGGUAAAAUCCUAGAACUUAAUUUAGGAUUGAAGUCUCUUUGACCUGUCUCAUUAUAGCUUCAAAGGCCAAGCUAGGAUUUUUCCCUUUGACUUCUAGUGUGAAAUGUUAUUAGGGAUGUGUGUGUCCAGCCUUCAUAUAUUUUUUACUCCUACUCUUCUCUGAAUUUCUUGUCUUGCAACAAACCAACCAACAGAUCUUAUUCUCAAGCCUGCAACUAGCUAUGCAGAUUCUUCCUGAAAGAUGCAGUUGUUCUAUUAUAUGAUAGUUUUCUAACUUGAGUGUGUUUUAAAUGAGGCAUUUAAACCCUAUAUAGAGGCAGUACUAGGGUAUAAUUUGUUG
Molecule: messenger RNA, 2517 nt
Organism: Crotalus tigris (Tiger rattlesnake)
Lineage: Eukaryota; Metazoa; Chordata; Lepidosauria; Squamata; Viperidae
Product: C-terminal-binding protein 2
Exons: 9
Coding region: 1-1320 (439 amino acids)
Molecular function (GO): NAD binding; oxidoreductase activity, acting on the CH-OH group of donors, NAD or NADP as acceptor; transcription corepressor activity
Source: RefSeq, a predicted model, not a curated record